Messenger RNA from Venturia canescens, 2879 nucleotides. RefSeq names its product protein-associating with the carboxyl-terminal domain of ezrin. The record is from RefSeq and is a predicted model, not a curated record. Bases 319 to 2319 code for a protein of 666 amino acids. The transcript has 5 exons. Lineage: Eukaryota; Metazoa; Arthropoda; Insecta; Hymenoptera; Ichneumonidae. Gene Ontology annotation, biological process: protein phosphorylation. Gene Ontology annotation, molecular function: protein kinase activity; ATP binding.
GCUGCUCCCGACGUAUCUAGAGUCGCGGCAGCGACUCGGAGAUAAGUACAUUUAUGUUAUGACGAGUUUCUGCCAGACUCUUUACCGGAGCGAUAGCGUUUCCAAUUGUUUUCGAAUUAUAAAUGGACUAUGGAAGAAACGUGUCAACUGAUUGAACUGACAACGAAAUAAUAUCAGCACUCCUAUCGGUCGCAAAUGGAAGUUUCCAACAAGCAGACGAUUGAGAACAGGUGUUUCGAAAGCGAACUGUCACAAAGUGUUAAUCAUAAAAACAAUCUACUCGGUGAAUUUGGUUCCGUGAUUAAUUGAUUAACCUUUAUGAUAAAUUAUUUUUUUAUUUCCAAAUUAAAAGACGAAGUAUUACGGAAAUUGAUGGGUAAUGAAAAAAGUGCCCUGAGCGGGCUUGAGAUCGAGGAGAAGGCUAUCGAAAUAACAGACUUUUGGUUACAACACAGUGCCAGUUUAAAUCGUACCAAUAAUCCUCAAAGCAUUUCAGUUUUUAUCAGCGAACCUUCGCUUCACACAUCUGCCAGUUUUGGAAAACCAUCCCCGCUCGAACGAGCUGCCAAGAAUUUGAUGCUUCAUCGCCAUCCAUGUAUAUUAAAGUACAUAUCUUCCUGGAGGAAAGGCAGUACAUUUUAUCUUGCAACUGAAGAUGCCAAACCACUUGCUCAAGUUAUUGCUUCUCAAACGACACUACAAAUCUGUAUUGGGCUUCAUAGUAUCCUGCGAGCUCUUAUUUUUCUCCAUGAAAAAGCACUAGCCUCCCACAAUAAUGUUUGCAGCAGUUCAGUCUACGUCACACCCGAGGGCAGCUGGAAACUCGGUGGACUCGAAUAUCUCUGUAGAUUUUCUGAUUUUAAUCAAACGUAUUUGCAAAAGAUUAAAAAAUACAGAUAUGAAAAAGCUGUCGCUCCGGAAGAAGAAAGUACCUCCGACAGCCCUGCUAAUCCUGUUGCCAUUGAUCAGUACGCUUUUGGAGUCGUCACAGAAGAAGUCUUAAGACUUAAAAACGCUGACGACGUUCCUGCACUUGCUGACUUUCGUGAGAUGUGUCGAAAACAUCUGAGGCAUUCUGAUCCUCUGAGCAGGACUAAGCUCUCAGUUAUUCUGCAGCAUCCAUUUUUCACACAUGAUUUUAUAAAUAUACAUGCGUUCUUAAUGGAGUUGCCACUAAAGACUGAAAGCGAGAAGGAGAAUUUUUUCUCAACUCUAGUGCAACAACUCAAAGCUUUUCCGGAGAAAAUAGUUGCGGAACAGCUCGGGAGACUGCUCCUUUCAAGAAUGGUCUUACUGGACUGCACUGCUCAACAAAAACUGCUGCCAUACGUUUUGAAGCCAAAGAGUGAAGAUAGCAAGGAUUCUUCAGAGUCAUCAGGUCUUUUUACUAUCUCAACGUUUAAAUGCUGCCUCGUACCAAAACUGUUGCAAAUGUUUUGUGUACGCGACGUUUCAAUACGCUUAUUACUGUUGUCACACUUGAAUGCAUUUAUUUAUGCGUUUCAAAUGGACGAAUUGAAGUCACACAUACUUCCAGAACUUUUGGUUGGUAUUAAAGAUCAUGACGAUCAACUAGUGAGUACUACGCUGAGAGCUUUGGCUGAUUUGGUGCCAAUCCUUGGUGCUGCGGCUGUAAUUGGUGGUAAUAGAGGCAAAUUAUUUACCGAUGGUCGUCCUAAUCAUAAUCCAAAUCGUAUCGAAUCGAGUACACCAAGAACUGUAAGAAAGGUUUCGAUCGAUCAGCACAAAGUUGACAACGGAACAGAAAAUAAUACCGUCACACCCAUAUUGGAACUGCCCGAAAGACUUUCUCCAGACGGUGGUGAAGACAGAGUUGAAACUGUUCUAACAUAUACGGAAGAAGAGAGCACUUGGUCGGACUGGGAAACACAAGAACUUAGUUUACCCAAUGGAACCGUUGACACAAUUGCUCAGGACAACUUUGAAACAAGCCUGAAUAUUUCGUCCUUCGAACUUCCCACUUCUCCUGUCAUCGAACAGUCUAAUUCUCAAUCAACCCUCAUGAAAGAUCCCAUCAAUUACAAGAAAAAUAUUAUAAUAUCGGACAUCUCGGAACUCGAUAUAAAACAUUCGAAAUCCAUGCAAACUACGAGGGAGGAAAUUGACUUCUUCACCGACAUGGAACCAAUCAUUGAGAAGCCUCGAGUCCUCCACAUCGAACAGGUGCCGAAUAAAACUAAAAGCGUUUUCGACGUCGAAAAUGUUACAGGUCAAGUGGAAAAUGAUCAAGACGACGAUGGCUGGAUCGAAGAUCUCAAUGACUGGGGCUCCGACAAUAUGCAGGAUAUAAAAAUUUAACGAAAUCCUCCGAAAUUCAGUCGUUUCUCGAAGUCCGUGACUUUCAAAUGGACUGAUAAUGUACAUAUUGAUUAUAUAAAAUAGGAUCGAUUACUUUUUUUCGUCCGUUACGCGCCGGUCACCUACGAAAAUAUGAAUAUAUUUUUUUUGUAAAAUAUAAUUAAGAAUCGUUAAUGUUAAAUCUAAUAUCGCUGAAAGGUGUUAUGAGAAAAUGGAAAAGUUUCGUUCGGAUAGAAAAUCAUGAAAGAAAAACUGUUCCAUCACGAAAACAUUAUGGAUUUUUGGUAUAAAUUUUCUGAACAAAUAAAAUAGAAGAUUUCUAAUAAUUUCGUCUAUAAAUAUUGAGAAAGAUUUUUGUUCGUACAGCGUCUUCGUCUUGAAAUAUUUCUCGCAAUGCAUUUUUAAUUAUAUGGAACGGUGCAAUACUAUGUAAAUUUUACCUUAUUAGAAAUUCAAUCCAUCCAGUGAGCUGCGUACGUUAAUUUGUGUACAAUAAGAAUUUUCAAUAAAUAAACGUGAACGUUGUGUAAAAAGUGAUAAUAAAAUUAUUUCGAGAGAAA